AUGGCCUCCCCAUCGAACUCUCCCCUGCCGCCCAAGCGCCUUGAGCAGAUCGCUACCGACGUGUGCAACAGCACCUUCGCCAGCGUCGAAUUCUAUGAGCACCCCAAGACCGCACAAUGGAAUGAGGCCAUCAUUCAAAAAAUGCUCAAGGCGGUAAUGUCCGAAGCGACCCCCCAAGGCGCCACAACCCCGGCCUACAAGUUCGCCGUCAACAGCACCAUCGUGCAGCACGUCGUUCCCACCUCGCAGCUCAACAAGGCCACCAGCACAAGUACGUCGACCGGCACCGGCCCCGAGGGCGAGUCGACCUCGUCCGAGGCUGUCGCUCCCGCCAGUGCCAGUAAGAAGGGACAGGCGGGGGGGGGGGGGGGGGGCAUGCACAGCGCGACGGCGGGCUACUGGAACGAGAAGACGGACGGCAUGUGGAGCUUCAAGUAUGAUGGCGAGGCCAAGGGGCUCGAUGUUGUCAUCAUGCUCAUCUGGAUUGCCCUCUAA
Messenger RNA from Sordaria macrospora k-hell, 495 nucleotides. The record is from RefSeq and is a predicted model, not a curated record. NCBI's taxonomy places the organism in Eukaryota, Fungi, Ascomycota, Sordariomycetes, Sordariales, Sordariaceae.